Eimeria necatrix is the source of this 3712-nucleotide messenger RNA. RefSeq names its product DNA repair protein RAD50, putative. The transcript has 14 exons. Gene Ontology annotation, molecular function: single-stranded telomeric DNA binding; double-stranded telomeric DNA binding; G-quadruplex DNA binding. The record is from RefSeq and is a predicted model, not a curated record. The annotation marks the transcript as partial. Gene Ontology annotation, biological process: telomere maintenance via telomerase; double-strand break repair; telomere maintenance via recombination. Gene Ontology annotation, cellular component: condensed nuclear chromosome; Mre11 complex. Lineage: Eukaryota; Apicomplexa; Conoidasida; Eucoccidiorida; Eimeriidae.
GAAGGUGCACAUGAUGGAGCUGAAGGACAGAGAAAGCGACUUGCGGCUUCUUGAUGUCCACAGAGCAGCAGCAGCAGCUCUGCAGACGCAGCUGCAGCAGCAGCAGCAAGCCAUAGACGACACGCAGCGCCAAAUUGAGCAGCAGCAGCAAACGGUUCAGGAGCUCGAAGAAGUGACUGCAGCAGCAGCAGAUCUGCUGCGGCGGGCGCAGCAGCAGCAGCAGCAGCUGCAAGUCGCUGAGGAAAUGCGGGCAAUGCAUCAGCAGAAGCUGGAGCAGCUGCAGCAGCAACUGCAGCAGCAGCAGCAGCAGCAGCAGCAAGAAGAGGAAGAUGAAGCUUUCGUAUUUGAGGAGCCUCUUGAAGAGCUUGAAGAGCUUUUUGAAAAAAUAUCGGAGGAAUAUAAAGUUAAGGGCGAAAAGAGGCAAGCCGUGUGCAACAAAGUAAAUGAGCUGCAGCAGCAGCAGCUGCUGCUGCAGCAGCAGCUGCAGCAAGAGCUUGCUGCAGCAGCAGAUGGCCUUAAGGCGGAAGAAAGAAGAGACGCAGCAAAGCAGCAGCAGCAGCUGCUGCUGGACAAAGUAGCGGCAGCACUGCCUUACGCGCAGCAGCCACAAGUACGGGCAGCAGCAGCAGCAGCAACAACAACAGCAGCAGCAGCAGCAGCAACAACAGCAGCAGCAGCAACAGCAGCAGCAGCAACAGCAGCAGAAGCAGAAAGACUUGAUAUGGCCUUUUCUUGCAGAAUUACGCCGGAGGCAGCCGUGGCUCUGUGCCGAUCAGAAGCCGUGAGGCUGCGGCGGCAGCAGCAAGCAGCAGCGAGUGAGCAGCAGAAGCAGCAGCAGCAGCAGCAGUUGCUGCUGCAGCAGCUGCAGCAGAAGGAGCAAGAGCAGCAGGCUGCUGUUAGCGCCUCCACGAACCUGCUGAACUGCAGCAAGCAGCAGCUGCAGCAGCUGCAGCAGAAGCUGCAGCAAAAGCCUUCGCAGCAGCAGUGCCAGCAGCAAGUUGCUGCUAGCGAGCAGCAGCUGCAGCAGCUGCAGCAAGAAGCAGCAGCACACGGAGAGGCGGAGCUCAAGAGUCUUGAAUCUCGAAGCGCGGCCUGUGGACAAACGCUGCAGCAGCUGCAGCAGCAGCGGCAGCAGCUGCAGCAAAUGCAGCAGGCGCUGCAGCAGCACGAAGCGCUUGGGGUGUCUCUACAGGUGGCGCAGCAGCGGCAGCAGGAGAAGCAGCAGCUGCUGCAGCAGCAGCAGCAGCAGCUGCAGCAAAGCCUUGCUGCUCUUCAGAAAGCAUCCUUGGGCGCUUUUUCUAACGACCCGCAGCAGGCUGGAGCGCAGCUAGCCGCAGCUGCUGCUGCUGCUGCGAAGGAGCAGCAGCAGCAACAGCAGCAGAAGCAGGCAGCAGACACGGCAGCAGACCGCAGCGCAGCGGAGUGCGAGCUGCUGCAGCAGCAACUGGCAGCAGCAGCAGCAGCAUGCGAAGCGCUGGCUAACCAAAUAGACGCAGCAAAACCCCUCACCUCCAGCAGCAGCAGCAGCAGCAGCAGCAGCAGCAGCAGCAGCAGCUGGGAGGCCGUGGCUCGCUGGGACCUAGGGUUCCUGGAGCCCGCGUUGUCGGCGCUGCAGCAGCAGCAGCAGCAGCAGCAAGAGCAGCUGCUGCGGAUUAGUGCAUGCGCUGAAGCAGCAGCAGACCAGUGGCUCAAAGCCUUAGCAGCAGAAGCAGCAGCAAGCAGCAGCUGCCCGCUUUGCUGCAGGGAUCUGGAGGGCCCCACAGCUCUCGCGCUGCUGCAGCAAAACGUGGACAACAGGCUGCAGCAGCUGCCGCAGCAGCAGCAGCAGCAGCAGCAGCAAAUUCAGGCGCUGCAUGCGGAGGUCCAGAGGCUGCAGCAGCAGCAGCACAAGGCUCAGGAACUAGCAGCAAAACACAAAGAGCUCGUUUCUGCUGCAGCAAAACUGGCCAAGCAGCAGCAAGUAAACGACGACUUGCUGCUGCCGUUGCUGCUGCUGCUGGCUGCUGCAGUUGGCAAGGCCCAGAAGCAGCUGCGAGCAGCAGCAGCAGCUGCUGCUGCUGCUGUGGCAGCAGCAACCGAAAAGGCACUGCUGCUGCAGUCGGCGCAUGCAGAGGCUGAGGAGCUCGCAGCAGCAGCAGCAGCAGCAGCAGCAGCAGAGGCGGAGGCCAAGUCUAUUGAUGCGAAGCUGCGCGCAGCAGCAGGCCCGCAGCUGGCAGCCUCCAGCAGCAGCAGCAGCAGCGAAGUGCAGCAGCAGCUGCAGCAGCUGGAGGCGCAGAUUGCUCAGGCUUUUGCUGAAAGAGAAGCAGCGCAGCAGCAGCAGCAGCUGCUCCGGCAGCAGCAGCUAGGCCGGCAGCAGCAGCUGCUGCAGCUGACGGCCGUGCUCGCAGAGCAGCAGCGCAUGCUGCAGCAGAUAAAAGAGGAGCAGCAGCAGCAGCAGCAGCAGCAGCAGCAGCUCCAGGCAACCGAAGCAGCACUGCCUGGGCAGCAGCAGCUGCUGCAUGCGACGCGGCAGCAGCUGCAGCAGCUGCAGCAGCAGCAACGACAAGCCGAGCAGCAAGCAGAAGCUCAGCAAAGACAAAUGGAGUCUGCCACUUCUCAGCUAGAAUCGAUUGCUGCAUCGCUCGAGGAGCAGCAGCAGCGGCUAGGAGAGGCUGAAGCUGCUGUUGCUGCUGCUGCAGCGUCGGCAAGCGGCGCGAGGCUGCAGCAGCUGCGGCAGCAGCAGCAGCAGCUGAGUGCAGCACUGCAGCAGGAGCAGCAGCAGCAGGAGCAGCUGAAUGCAGCGUUCGACAAGGGGCAGCAGCUGCUGCAGCAGGUAAAGGACAGCAUAGAAGUGAAGCGGCAGCAGCAGCAGCUGCAGCAGCAGCAAGCAGCAGCAGAGGCCCAGCGCCGCGCACUGCAGCAGACGCUGCAGCAGGGCCUGGCAGCGUUGGUGCAGCAGCUGGGCGCUGCAGCAGCAGCAGCAGCAGCAGAAGCAGCAGCAGCUGCUGCUGCUGCAGCGCAGCAGCAGCAGCAGCUCACAGCAGCAACUGUGGAGGCGCUGGUUGAGGCCCUCCGCAAAGACACAGCAGCAGCAGCAGCAGCACUGGCGGAGCAGCGGGGAGCAGCAGCAGCAAGAGAAGAAAGGAAGCAGCAGCUGCAGCGGGAACUCAGCAGCGCAACCUACAAGCAAAUCGAAGACAGAUACGUAGAGGGUCAGCAGCAGCAGCAGCAGCAGCAGCAGCAGCAGCAGCAGCAGCAGCAGCAGCAGCAGGUUCAGAUCGAAGCGAUAAACGAAUCCUUGAAGGAACUUUGGCAAACACUUUAUGCAGGAACUGAUAUUGACAGCAUUGCAAGAACUGAUAUUGACAGCAUUGCAAUUCGGUCAUCUGUAGCUGCAGCAGAGGACUCUGCUGCUGCUGCAGCAGCAGCAGCAGCAGCAGCAGCAGCAGCAGCAUAUGGGGGUUUAGCAGCAGGAGAGCGUUCUUACAACUACAGAGUUGUGAUGAAAACCCCCAGUGGAAAAGAAAUCGACAUGCGAGGCCGCUGUUCUGCGGGCCAAAAAGUGCUCGCCAGUUUGGCCAUCCGCCUCGCCCUCGCCGACAGCUUUGGGGUGUCUUGCCAGCUGCUGGCCCUCGACGAGCCCACCACCAACUUGGAUUCUUUCAAUUGCGAAGUCAGUUUUCUUUUUCUUUUCUUUUUUGAGCAUUUGUUUCUUCUUUUGGAUCUUUUUUAA